This is a messenger RNA of Vicia faba (fava bean), 315 nucleotides long. The record is from the annotation of a GenBank genome assembly. NCBI's taxonomy places the organism in Eukaryota, Viridiplantae, Streptophyta, Magnoliopsida, Fabales, Fabaceae.
AUGAAUCCAUUGAUUCUCCCAACUGAUUCACCGCCGUCAAAUCUUCCUCUGCUUCCUUCGGUUUUCAUUGAUUCACUGCCGUUAGUCAUUGAUUUACCACCGUCAUCCCUUCCUUCGGUUUUCACCCGGAUCCAUUCUUCAGCCAUCGGAUUCACCAUCGAUUCAGAUUCAGAUUCACUUCUCAAUCAACCACACUUCUCCUCAGCUUCGCUUAUCUUUAUUAUUUCCUUCCAGUCCCACCUUUUCAUUUCGUUCAUAAAGUUGCUUGCUUGCUGCACUUAUAGUACUACAACUAGAAAGGGAAUUGGAUAUUGA